UCUUGGUCUUUCGGGGUCCCCCAUGCCUGGGAGUUACUAUAGCGAUUGCCGCCGCCCCCGCUGGGGCAGAAGACAAAGAGCUGCGCCGUGAGGACCCCGCGGCUCCCUCAGGACACCACCGCAAAGAGCUGCGCAGUGAGGACCCCGCGGCUCCCUCAGGACACCACCGCAAAGAGCUGCGCAGUGAGGACCCCGCGGCUCCCUCAGGACACCACCGCAAAGAGCUGCGCGCCUUGUCUUGUCUGUGUGUGGGGUCCAGGCUGACUGAGAGACCAUGGCCCCCUGCAGAGCGCUCGCCGUUUUCCUGUCACUCCUCGUAACCAUGACGACCGCCGAGCCCCCGGGCUGCAAGAUUCGGAUCACCUCCAGCGGCCUGGAGAUGUUGAAGGUUGAGACUCAGAGAUUCGUGGAGGAGGAGCUGGGGAACAUGACCAUGCCGGAGAUGAAGGGCAAAGAGGGCCGCUUCCAGUACACCAUCAACGAGGUGAAGAUCACAGAGCUGAACCUGACGGGCGCGGACCUGCGCUUCCAGCCCAACUUCGGCCUGCUCUUCGAGGUGCAGAACUCCUCCAUCGCCCUCACCUUCCGACGCAACAUCCUCUACUGGUUCUUCCACGACGUGGGGGUCAUCAACGCCUCCGCCGAGGGCGUGAACAUCCACACGGCGCUGCACAUGAUCAGAGACGACCUGGGACGCCUCAAGAUCUCCAACGUCUCCUGCGACGCGUCCAUCGCCAAAAUGCGCGCCAAGUUCUCCGGGACCCUGGGGAGGGUGUAUGAGUUCCUGGCCACGUUCCUGACGACAGCAAUGCGAUUUGUAUUGAACCAGCAGAUCUGUCCAGCUCUGAACCACGCUGGUCUGGUUCUGAUUAACAGACUACUGGACACCAUUCCAGUGCGUUCAGACGUGGAUGAUUUUGUGGGGAUUGACUACUCCCUCUUGAAUGAUCCUGUGGUGACUGCCAGGAGCCUGGAUUUGGACUUCAGGGGCAUGUACUAUGACCUGCAGAAUGAGAACGACACGAUCGUGAACUACGCCGUGACUCCCGUGAUCAGAGAGUACGACCGCAUGGUCUACAUGGCUCUGUCCGAGUACUUCUUCGACAGCGGCUUCUAUGCCUACUACAAAGCCAAGGUCUUCCAAAUGCUGAUCGCGAAUGAGAAGAUGCCAAAGGACUUGGAGAUGCUGCUAAGGACAACCUAUUUUGGGACAAUCAUGAUGUUGAACCCUGCCCUGGUGGAGGCUCCUCUCUCCCUGGAGCUGAAGGUCACCUCCUCCCCACGCUGCACCAUAAAAACUUCGGGGGCCAGCGUGUCCGUCACCGCCAUGAUGAUUGUGAUGCUGCUCCCACCCGGCCAGCCGCCUGUGCAGCUCAGUAGCAUGACCAUGGAAGGGAAACUCAAUGCUAAGGUGUCCUUGAAAGGCAAGCGGCUCGCUGUUCACAUGGACUUGAGAAGGUUUAAAAUCUACUCCAACCAGUCUGCUCUGGAAUCAUUGGCGCUCAUCCCCCUGCAAGGCCCUUUGAAAACAAUGCUGCAGCUGUCCGUGGUCCCCAUUCUGAAUGAUCGAACCAAGAGAGGUGUACAGAUCCCACUGCCGGAGGGGAUGGACUUUAUUGAAGAAGUGGUGGAGUAUCAUAACGGCUUCAUCGUCAUUGGAGCCAACCUGCACUUUACCAAGGGCUUGCGGGAGGUGAUCGAGAGGAACCAGCAGGGGCAACAAAACAGCACCACAGUGUAAGCUGGGGAACCGACAAACCUAGUUUUACAAAGACUGAUGGCAACGUAUAGCACCUCCACUAUCUCCAAACAAACAUGCUAAAAACACACCCACAAUAAACAUACUUACAUGGUGACAACUCCCUUACACUUUCCCAUUGCUUUAAAAUACUUUCACGUUUAAUUAAGAUGUAUUAGGUUGAAUUUAUUUAGAACCUAUUUUUAUUUACCAACAACAAAAAGCAAUGUGGAGCAACAUUUAAAAAAAAAUGUUGUUCAAAAUCUGAAAUCAUUUAAGGCACAUACUCUUAUGGAAAUAUAAUUUUUUUCCUAUUGUUGGCACAUUGUAAAAUCAUCUUUUUGUCAGGGACAAAACAUAAAUGGGUCCUGUUUUCGGAGUCUGAGAUCAUUUCCAAGAUUCCGCUUUACUUCAGUAAUUCAUAAUCACAUAAAUACCAACAAGGACUGAAAAUUGGCUAAUGUUUCUCCCAGGAAUAUGCUACUUGCUCAUUGCCCCUCACUUAUGUUAAUACUUAAUAUCACAGCCCUUCCAUAUCACACAAAACUAAUAAAUAUUUUAGAAGAAAAUAUCACGUUGUCAAAUUAAACGGAUUGGUUGAAAAGGAUUGUCAUUUCAAUGUGCAGUCUGUCAAUAGUACAACUUUCAGAAACAUAACUACUGCUGGAAAAACUUCAGCUCACAGAUAACUUGGGUCAGUUCACUGUAGUUUGACUUACUGUACAGCAGUAUGGAUUAAUCACAUUUUUCUAUGUACAUUAUAAAAAUGUGACAAUUUUUAAGCCAAUGUUUUUAAUCAUGAUUUUCACAACCAUUAACAAGACAUUUUCCAUUUUUAAUGAUACCUUGCUCUAAUUAUUUGGACUACAUUCUUUAUGCCCUUUACCUUUGCCAAAAGAAAUGCAUUGUACAUUAACUGCAGCCAUAUGAAAAUGUAUCUUGAAACAAAAUUCAUUUUAUGAGGUUCAGAUUAUUUGGAAUAAAUGCCGACUUUCUCCCAUUUCUAUUUCUGCCAAAAAUAAGUGCAUUUCAGAUAAACAGGUGCCACGUAAAAAAAAAAUGCAUCUUGAAACAAUCAAAAUAUAAAAAAUGUAAAGUUUUUUUUUUCCCCCAGUGGGAACUGGUUGUUACAUUAUGAGUAGGGAAUAUUUUUUUAUGUAUUGUGCGCAUUGAUUACCUUGUUCAGUGUGUGUUGAAGGGGAGGGGUGAAUUCUGUGCACUAGUCUUGAAUGUAUCCUAAACCUAACCUCACAAUGACCUAUCCAUUACAUAACACUUUUGUUUACUUCAAGUCUUAAUAAAACCUUAUGAAAAUACA
Messenger RNA from Anguilla anguilla (European eel), 3056 nucleotides. It is a transcript of the gene pltp, whose product is annotated as phospholipid transfer protein. NCBI's taxonomy places the organism in Eukaryota, Metazoa, Chordata, Actinopteri, Anguilliformes, Anguillidae. Gene Ontology annotation, molecular function: ceramide binding; phosphatidylethanolamine transfer activity; phosphatidic acid transfer activity. The record is from RefSeq and is a predicted model, not a curated record. The transcript is spliced from 16 exons. The coding region runs from base 275 to 1741 and encodes 488 amino acids. Gene Ontology annotation, biological process: phospholipid transport; high-density lipoprotein particle remodeling; ceramide transport.